Molecule: messenger RNA, 948 nt
Organism: Symbiodinium sp. CCMP2456
Lineage: Eukaryota; Dinophyceae; Suessiales; Symbiodiniaceae
Source: the annotation of a GenBank genome assembly
AUGCCGAUUUCCGCAGCACUGUUGCUGCUGUCCGCUGCGACGUUUGUAUCGCUGCUGGCGAUCCUCGGGCAGGCGUUCAUUGCUGUUGAAGCCAGCAUCGAAAUGGGAGAGGACAUGUCCAUUACUGACAGACUCAUCGUGUUUGCGAUUUCCGUGCUGCCUGCUCCGCUGCUGAUUUUGCCAGGUCAGAUACACUUCGGGGCACGGCACAUGCAGGAUCUCCUCCAGCUAAAGCAGCAGCUCGAGAGGUUCAGCGUCAGGGCAGCUGAAACGACAUGCUGCUCCGUUGACCAUUGCCAUCCAUUCACUGGGGAGCUGCUGCCCUGCGACCGAGAGCUGAUAUUCCACACGCUGAGAAGAUGGGACCUGCAACUCCAGUUCGAGCAACACAAGGACUCAGAAGAUCGGCCUGACGGCCGAGAACAGUAUUUGGAUAGGUUCGACCUUCUCGUGCGAAGUCCGCCCCCGUCCUUGCUGACAACAGUUGGAUCAGGCACCCCACCCUUUCAUUACAUCGCGUGGAUGCUGGCACCGUCCCAGCUUGCGCAGCUCCCUCAGAUUCUGCACUUGGGGCUGCGUGGCUCGAGGGGCUGGGGGCUGUGGCAAUGGAUGCUCGACUAUUGCAAAUUUCCCGCAAUUUCCUUCUUUGCUUUCGCCACACUUGUGUUGUGCUGGAGGGCCGGCGCAAGCUUCCCGAGGCAGAUGCCGAGGUGGACAAUGGUCCCAAUUUUAGAGCUCGGGGCUGUCCUCCUGGUGCUCCUCUUCUUCAUGCCGUACCCUCUCGUCCGAAACAAUGUGGAGCCAUCGAGCCUGGCGCCCGCAGUCCCACUGGCCUUCAUGUGGAUCCUCGUGGCUUUGACGUACACAUGGCUGUACCGAGUCCGCAACCCGCAGUGUUGUGGAACCCCAGAUGUGGAGACCGCGAAGGGCUCUGCGAACUCUGCCUGA